Labrus mixtus (cuckoo wrasse) is the source of this 2535-nucleotide messenger RNA. It is a transcript of the gene hs3st3l, whose product is annotated as heparan sulfate (glucosamine) 3-O-sulfotransferase 3-like. The record is from RefSeq and is a predicted model, not a curated record. Gene Ontology annotation, molecular function: [heparan sulfate]-glucosamine 3-sulfotransferase activity. The transcript has 3 exons. Lineage: Eukaryota; Metazoa; Chordata; Actinopteri; Labriformes; Labridae. The coding region runs from base 330 to 1430 and encodes 366 amino acids.
CGCGCUAAUCCCGUGGAGUGGCGAGAGAGAGAGAGAUCCGAUCCGCAGCAGCGCGAGCUCUGAUAUUAGACCUUUCUUUCCCCUCGGUGCAUGCAGGGAGAGUAAGUGGGCUCACACUCUGGAUGUCACGCAAACACUCUGGUUAUCUGGGUUUGAUUGACAGGCGGGUUUGGGGGCUCACUGCGCUCCACGCGCACCAUGAGGAGGAGGAGGACGGCAGCGCGCGCUGAGGAUCACUCUGAGAGCUCGCGCUGUGUUGGAGUAUGACGGAGGGAUGUGAGCGGAACUUGUGGAAGAAUGGCAGCUCACCUGACGAGGAUCUGUGAGGGAUGGCAGUUCUUCAUCACCACCACCACCACCACCAUCAUCAUCACCCCGGGAGCGCGGACCUGCGCCGGCUCUUCCACCGGCUCACGAUCGCGUCUUCUCUGAGCGUGCUCUGCUUCUCUCUGGUCUACCUGCUCACCGGCUGCUGCGAGUCCGAGUUCACCGAGACACCUGACAUCAAGCAGCCCGCGCGCGAGUUUCUCGUGUCCGGUUCGGGAUGGCCCGACGACAGAAACGGAAGCAGGGAGGCGACCAUGGCUCCCGUAGAGCGCGCGUUCAGCGGUCCUCCCGGGCUGGAGGCGAACAGCUCGGGGAAGGAGUGGACAGCCACGCGCAGGUUACCACAGGCUCUCAUCAUAGGGGUUAAAAAAGGAGGCACGAGGGCUUUGCUGGAGUUUCUGCGGCUCCACCCGGACAUCAGGGCCCUCGGGUCCGAGCCGCACUUCUUCGACCGGCAUUACGCACGAGGGCUGGACUGGUACAGGAGUAUGAUGCCCAAAGCUCUGGACGGUCAGAUCGUCAUGGAGAAGACGCCUCGUUACUUUGUCACCGUGGAAACACCGGCUCGAGUCCACGCCAUGUCUCGGGACGUGAAGCUGAUCGUGGUCGUCCGCGAUCCCGUGACCAGAGCGAUCUCUGACUACACCCAGAUCAUCUCCAAGACCCCCGACAUCCCCCCGUUUGAGAGCCUCGCCUUCAAGAACAAAAGCACAGGUCAGAUCGACUCUCUGUGGAGCCCUCUGUGGAUCGGUCUAUACGCUCAGCACCUGGAGCGCUGGCUGGCCUGGUUCCCCAGGACUCAGAUCCACCUGGUGAGCGGUGAGCGGCUCAUCUCGGACCCGGCCGGGGAGCUGGGCCGGGUGCAGGACUUCCUGGGUCUGCAAAGGAUCGUGACGGACAAACACUUCUACUUCAACAAGACGAAAGGAUUCCCCUGCCUGAAGAAGCCAGAGGGCAGCAGCAAACCUCACUGCCUGGGCAAGACCAAGGGCCGCAUGCACGCCGUCAUCAACCCCCGUGUGCUGCAGAGACUGAGAGACUUCUACAAACCGCACAACCAGCGCUUCUACCAGCUGGCCGGGCAGGACUUUGGCUGGCAGUGACACUUUUAAUGUGCAGAAACAGAAGACACAAUACAGAUACAAAGACUCAGUGAACAGAGCCGGUGUUCUGCUCCUGACCAGCAGAGGGCGCCUCAGAGACUUCUUCAUGAGGGUCAACACAUCCUCCUCUCAUCAUCACCUUAUACACAUUUUGUUUUACACCAGCUGUGUCAUUUAUCACCAGAUGUUCCGUGUAAGAGGUGACGCUUUUUAAAGGUUAUGGCUGAAAAAAGUCAAACACAGUGUAGCUUUAGUGUCUCUGCAGUUAAACCCCGAUGCUGUAGCUGUAGUCUGAACCCAGAGCAGAUUCAUUUUUCACUCUUUCACACUGAAUAUUUCUGUAUUUUAUUUUCCCACCUGUUUGUUCUAAAUAUUGAAGGGCAAUCGAUGCAGACAUGUGGAGAUACGCCCUGCAGCGUCGUAGUACGUCGCUCAGAAUGAGACUCGCCCCGCAGCAUGGCUCAGAAUGAGACUCGCCCCGUAGCCCAGCAGCGUGGCUCAGGAUGAGACUCGCCCCCGCAACGUGGCUCAGGAUAAAAGGAGGAUGAAUGUUUAAUGACAGAAUGUGUGUACGAGCUCAGCUCUGACUGAGGGCUUUUUGUAUUCCUGAAUAAUGAAUGUGAAGAGAUGGAUGUGCUGGCGAUCUCUGACACAUCGCAGCGUGACGUGAGCCUCAGCUCAGCACCCGGCCGCAGAAUCACCUGCUGUACCUGCAGAGACGCAACCACCAGGACAGCAGCAGGCGAGCUCAGCGAGAGGAGGCCGACCAAUCACAGGCCGCUUCUCUGAGCGUCUACAGGGUGGUCUCUUUCAAUUUGCAUGUAUUUGCACUAGUUUGAAAGCAUAAAAAUGUAACUAUUUUCAAGCACUUUUCUCUCUUUUGUCCCUCUUGGUUUGCCGUAGUUUGAUGUAAAGCUGUAAGGUUUAGAGUCAUGUUGAUGAGAUUGCAGGUCACAUUAGUUUGAUUACUUUGCAGCAUUAAAUCCGUUCAUGUCAGAGAUGUAAGGCUGACGACGGGUCUUUAACAUUUAAUCUGUCAUCAUAAUAUCAACUAAAGCUUUCAGACCCGUUUCAAUAUAAAGCAGAUUUAAUAUGACGAAUAUUU